Notechis scutatus (mainland tiger snake) is the source of this 638-nucleotide messenger RNA. Lineage: Eukaryota; Metazoa; Chordata; Lepidosauria; Squamata; Elapidae. The record is from RefSeq and is a predicted model, not a curated record.
AUGGACGACCUGCCGAUAGAGAAGCAUCCUACCCAGGUCAAGAAAUCCAAAUUGCGGAAAUUCAAAAAAGCGAAGAAACGUUUGAUCAAAAUCUGUAAAUACGAAGCCUUCGUUUCUUGCCUGGUUGGCUUAUACACCUGCCAGUGGCAAGACCAGAACCUCAAAAGGAUUAAACCAGGACUCUGGUGUUGCAAUAAGGGAGAAUGUAUGUAUUUUUCCCUCUUGGCUUUCACAUUCAGCUUUUCCUUUGUCUUUCUGUAUAUGUGGGGAGAAGCCAGGAAUGACUACAACAGCUUUGACUGGUACAGCUUCAUAAAUUUAGGCUACUGGUUUCACUGGUCGACUUUCCUGCUGUUUCUGGCGGUCUUCGUCUUUUCCUACCUGUUUUUCUUAAUCUUUAUAGCAGUUUUACUACUCUUUGAAAGUAAAGAGUUGGAAAUGCACUGGUGCCAUAAGCGUGUGACACUUUUCACCCUCUUCCUCUCCGUCACUGGCUUAACAGCUAUCACCAUGUUUUGGAACCGUCAGUGGCACACAUUCUACUUGUCGUUCCAGACGCCACAGAAAUAUAAAGCCAUCUGGGUCACCACAGACCUGCUGGCCCUGUUCUUCAUACCUCUCGUCUUCCUCGCCCACUG